Polypterus senegalus (gray bichir) is the source of this 4665-nucleotide messenger RNA. RefSeq lists its product as uncharacterized. The coding region runs from base 56 to 4135 and encodes 1359 amino acids. The transcript is spliced from 30 exons. Gene Ontology annotation, cellular component: cell surface. Gene Ontology annotation, biological process: cell-matrix adhesion. The record is from RefSeq and is a predicted model, not a curated record. NCBI's taxonomy places the organism in Eukaryota, Metazoa, Chordata, Cladistia, Polypteriformes, Polypteridae.
UUUGCUUUUUUUUUUUUAGAAUAUCAGUAUCACCAACUCUGCUGUGAGAGAUGUAAUGAUGUAUAGGACAUUCGACAUCAUCAGCCUACAUUUUCCAGACUUUGGCCACUCUGAAUGGGAUCAGUGGUUUCAAGUUUAUCUUAUUCCAGUUCUUUCUAGCAUGAAUGCAACAAUGCUUACUAUUGCGACCACAGGGAUUAGCUGCACAGACUAUCAAGCAAUUAUUCAGGGGCUUAACAGAGUAUAUAACCAAAUGUCCACCACUGAACAAGAUGAACUGACCCAGGUAUUGGUCGAGUAUUUAAAAGGAACAGCAGCUGAAGAAAAUGGCUCAGGGACCUCUUGUGUGAGUCAGUCAUUGAACAACAGAGAUUGGCUUAUCAGAAAUUUUGGUAAUUUCAGCGUCUUCGCUUCAUACAUGGAUUUUACUGCCCUGAAUAGUAAUUUCACAGCGUUUGAUGUUCUAGACCUUAUGACUGUGACACAGCUUGCUCAGUUUUCCGCAAUUCCCGGAGAUCUGAAGAGCUCUGAAGAUGUCAACAAUGUAAUGUCAAUCGUACGCGUCUCCAGAUUUGGCAAAUUCUUUGAUGUCUUCUCUCCCGCUGUUCAGGCCAACAGUGAUUUCUCAAUGGUUAUAAAGACAGACUUGCUACAGGUGGUUCUCACUAAAGUCUUCAAUGCUCCCGCACGUCUAAAUAUUACAAAGUUUCUGUUGUGGAUCAAUCAAAGGCUUUCACCAUUGCUACCUGCUCUAACACAAAGCCAAGUGUCUCUUCUCUUUAAUCCAGCCUUCAACCUGUCUUGUCAGGCAACCCAAGAACUCCAAAAUGUGUUGGGCUCCAUCAAAUAUAUGCUUAAUGUUACAGUCCAAAGCGAAAUCUACAAGAACAUCUUGAUUUCACUAACUGUUCCACAACCUUUGUGUCGCUACAAAGGUGGCAACUUUCUUGUGUAUCUAAAUAACACUUUGGGCAAUUUCAGUACCUUCCUGACUUUGUCAGGUUUCUUUUCAAUUGUUCCACCAUCACAGUUGCCCCAGCUGAUGAACACGAUAUCACCUGCUCAACUAAGUAUAUUUCUCAGUGUCCCAGGAGUAAUUGAUGACACAAGCCUGUUCCUCAAGAUUUUGAACUACACAAAUCUAGCAAGAUUUAUUGAUCGGUUUAACAAUGCAACAUCGCAGGCCAGCUUACCGAACAAUAUCAAAACUGCUAUUCUGACUGCUGCCUGGCCUACUGCCAUUCUCACAAACAAUGACAGUGAACUGAAUUUCUGGUUUGGGAGAUUAAAGCCCUAUAUUGGAUUCCUUAAUUUGAAUUUCUUAAAUGCCACACUGAAUGCCACAUGCCCUGCAUUUAGUAAAAUAAUUUCACUUCUUGGGUCCAGUACGCUUACCUAUCUUCAGCCAAGUGAUGUGUAUAAUAUGAUUAAAAAGUAUCUUACUCUAGGAACACUGCCCAAGUGCUAUGAUUACACCAAUCCACUACUGAACUCUACAGCUUGGUUUGCUAAUUAUCUUGGGAACUUUGUUAUCUACACAAGCAAGAAUGAUCUUGAAUUAUUUGCUUCUAAUGAAACGCUUACGAACUUCACAACAAAUAAACUAAAUCUGAACCUCUUCAAUAAUACAUCCAUAUCUAAAGAUGUACUGGAAUUUUACACUUCUCUACUUUUUGCAGAAAGACCAAAUUUUAACUUAACAAAGCUCCCAGAUGCUCUUCUUUGUUAUGCUCCAAUUAAUAGUAUCCUGUCAUCAGUGAAUUCAGGAAAUAUUGCACUUUCGUCAGCAAAGCUCAUUGAAAACUGCAAUACUUCACUGUUCACUAAGUUUUUGUCAUCUAUGGCUGGAAACAUUCCAAACGUCACUGCAGAUGUUAUCGCUUUGAUGGGGACGCAGAGCUCUUACCUAACUGUCACUCAGAUUUUACAAACAGACCCAAGUGUCAUACUUCAGUCAGUCAGCAUUUUGAAUCAAGUGCCAAACUGGAGUCAAGAGCAAGCCAAGGAAAUAAUUCAGAAACUACUUUCAAGUGGCUACCAGGUAAAUUCUGACAACCAACUGAUAGCACUUGGAACUUUAACACAAGGACUGACCACAUCUGCAAUUAAGAAUAUUAAUUCUGCAGCUGUCCUUGGUGCCAUACAAAAUGCAACUUUUGUAGAAAACUUGUUGCUUGCACCACAGGUCAUUCAGCAGUUGUUUGUUAAUAAGGUCAUUGCUGCCAACCCAUCAUCAAAUGUAGUACUGCAAAAUGUUCCUGCUAAUUUGGCCAGCUUAAUCCCACUUUCUUCACUGUUUUUUACUGGAAGCAACAUUGAUCUUCAAAGCCUCAAUCAGAAAAACUGGACACCUGAGCAAGCUGCUUUGUUUUAUUACAAUGUUAUGACUAGCACCAGCAAUUACCAGAGUCUUUCAUCGUACAUACUACAAGGAUAUAGUGGUUCUUCAGUGAAAAAUCUUUCCUCUAAUGACAUCAUUGAAAUUAUUAAAGCAUAUAAUGAUAAAGGUGUAACCCUUGUAGAACAGCAGCUGACCUCAAUGGCUUAUUACCUAAAUAAUCAGACAGCGCUCCAGAAUUUUUCAAGUUAUCCUCCAGAAGUUCUUCUGUAUUAUCAAUAUUCUAAAAUCACAGGUAAAAAAUGUAUUGCCUAUUUUAAACAAAUUGGAAAUGCAACUCUACUGGAAAGUACUGGUACACUAAAACAAGCAAAGGUUCUCUUGAAUUCAGCAAAAAAAUGUCUGGGUAUAAACAGCACUAACAUCAGCACUGAAAAUCUAAGUGUGCUUAACAAUAUGGUUUGUACUUUAAAUGGAACAUACAUUGAAAACUCUGACAGUAGCAUUUUGGAGUACUUUAAAAACUGUAGUACACUGACUUCAGACCAGGCUUCAUCCAUCCAGACUGUACUUUUGAAAGGCAACACAACAUAUAGAAAACCUUCUAAUUGGACACUUCAGACACUGAUUCACCUUGGAAAACUUCCCAUUUAUUUUGACAUGAUGUUUUGGUCCAAAUUUAAAGUGGCUGAUAUUAUUACAUACCUGAAAGUUUUUGUUCCUGAGAUAAAGUUAGCCCAAAUAAACAAAUCCACACUGACUAAUCUUUACCAGCAACUUAGCCCUAGAAGGCAACGGCGAGAUACAAGUUGCACUACUGGAAAUAUCACAACAGAUAUUCUCAAGAACUCCAACCUGGAAAUUCAAUAUGAUGCGUCUCAAUUCUGUCUGUGUUUAAGUCCACAAACUGUGAAUGACAACUUGGCACUGCUGGUGGAAAAUAUUUAUCUUGAACCCUAUCAACAAUGUAUCUUAGAUAAAUUAAAUGAGCAAUAUCCAUAUGUGAUUCCUGAAAUCCAGCUUCAAAUGCUUGGACCAGUUUCUCGAUUGGCCACUUUGGGAGACUUUGACAAAUGGACGGUCACCAAGGCUGAUACCUUAACAGCCUUACUAAAUCCAAGUGAUGGCAGCUGGCCUCCGCAUGAGAGUGCACUUUUAAUUGCAAAAUAUUUAGCUGCUGGAAAUACAUUGGAUUCUGCAACACUUAAAGCAAUUGGUGGCGACAACUUGUGUUCUGUGGACAUCUCUGUCCUGGAAGCCAUUGAUGCUCAGGAGCUGAGGGAUGCAGUGCCAUUGAAUAUUUCUUCCUGUUCCUACAAGCAGCAGCAAGUAUUGUAUAACAAGAUUUAUUCUGCUUACAACCAACAAACAAUUACUCCAUUGCAGAGUUUCAUUGUUUUACAAGAUUAUUUGGGUGGUGCCCCACUGGAACAUAUCUUGACUUUUGCUUCUCACAACAUUAACAUGGAAAUGUCAACCUUUCUAACUUUGGAUACAAGCAUAACAAAUCAACUCAGUGUGGCCAGCGUUAUGGGACUGCUUGGCUACAACACUAAAGAUUUGGUCGCCUAUCAGAACAACCCAAAGAUCCAGGCAUGGAUGAAGAAUCAGCCCAGGGCCGCCAUCGACUCUCUCAACCUUGGAUUGCAUGGCGGAUACACGAUAAACGCUCCCAGCGGCGUGAUGAAUUUUGUAGCUUCGACACCAGAGAGAAGCCGUGCCAACCUGAUGCAACCCCACCUGCUGUGGACAAUCCUCAUGACUGCCACUGUGCUUGUAUUACAAAUUGUGCUGUAAAAAGAACUAGAGGACUACAAGUCCUUGUAUUGUGGAUUAUUUUAUUGUUUCCAUAUAAAAACUGAAAAGAGAAUUUCUGAGUAGAGAUGCUUAGGGCAGACUAGCAAAGCUAAACUUGUUAGCAUUGACAAAUGUUAAUUUAUUUUUUAUUCAGAUUUUAUGGAAAAAUUAAACUGUAGCAUCUUGUUUAUUUAUCUUGUAUUAGAUUUACAGAAUUUGUCAGUUUCUUUAUUAUUUUGCUUUCUUUUUUGAAAACUGCCAUUAUUAAGCCUCUUUUUAGCAGUAAUAAUGAUGUGCUUCCCUUUCUUUCACUGUGCGCUGUGACAAUUCAAGCAUAUAGGAUGUUGAUUUCUUCAGUAAUUGAUUUAUUUAAAAUAAAGAGAACAAAAGCAUAAUUAAUUUUUGGGAUCAACAAUUUUACUGUAGAUAUGUAGUUUAUGAUUUAGUGUAAUUUAGGGUGAAUCAUUCUGAAGAUAUUUUUUUAAUUCUAUAUAUAUUUGUAUCUUAAUAAAGGCAUAAUAAAAUGUAAA